Molecule: messenger RNA, 1959 nt
Organism: Cydia amplana
Lineage: Eukaryota; Metazoa; Arthropoda; Insecta; Lepidoptera; Tortricidae
Product: protein TAPT1 homolog
Exons: 10
Coding region: 141-1937 (598 amino acids)
Biological process (GO): positive regulation of cilium assembly
Cellular component (GO): ciliary basal body; endoplasmic reticulum membrane
Source: RefSeq, a predicted model, not a curated record
ACUGUCAUUGUCUGUCACCGACGAUCUUGUAUCAUUUACUAUUUGUAUUUAUAAAAUUCAUAAUACAACUAGAUUAUCGUUUCUGUUUCCGUUCUGACAAAUGUGUUUAUGUUUAUCAGAUACUAAAGUUCGAUUUCACCAUGGUCAUGAAAAGUGAAGAAUCGGAGGGACUCACUAAAAAGUUACGUUUUAAACCUGUGUCCAAUGUUCAACAAUUUACUAGUGAUAAUAACUUUGAAGCUAAAGGCGCGAAAGAAGUAAAGAGCAAAGAUGGACGCAAAUCAACUUCUUUAUUUGCUUUUCUACACGUUGAGUUGACGAGGGGCUAUAUGCUGGAGCAUGACGAGGAGCGGUUUUCUGCGCGGCGCGAGAAAGUCUACUCGUUUAUCAAAAUCCCUCAGGAACUAGAGAAGUUCAUGGCUUAUGGGUUCUUCCAAUGUGCAGAUUCCCUACUGUUUGUGUACACCUUUCUUCCAUUAAGAUUUAUUAUGGCUUUUUGGUCAUUCUUUAGCAGAUUAUUUAGAAAAUGUUUUGGAAUCCAUCCUCACCCAUGGAAGAGCAUCUUAAAGCCUGCGGAAACAUGUGAUGUACUAAAAGGUUUCAUCCUGCUGAUCUGUAGUAUUCUAAUGUGUUAUAUUGAUACAAAUAUGAUGUAUCAUUUAGUAAAAAGUCAAAGUGUGAUGAAGUUGUAUAUAUUUUUCAAUAUGCUGGAGGUUGGAGACCGGUUGUUUUCAGCCUUCGGACAGGAUACAAUAGAUGCUCUGUUCUGGACAGCCACGGAGCCUAGAGAUAGAAGAAGGGAGCAUUUGGGGGUCAUUCCUCACUUAUUAUUUGCCAUGAUUUAUGUGUUCCUCCACAGCUUGUUAGUGCUGUUUCAAGCGACAACACUGAAUGUAGCAUUCAACUCUAACAACAAAAGCCUCCUCAUUAUUAUGAUGACUAAUAAUUUUGUCGAGCUAAAAGGCAGCGUCUUCAAGAAAUUCGACAAGAACAACUUGUUCCAAGUGUCAUGCAGCGACGUGAGAGAGCGGCUGCACCUGUCAGUGCUGCUCUUCAUUGUGGUGCUGCAGACCAUGAAGGAGUAUACGUGGCGGGAGGAGCGCUUCUGGAUACUCGCGCCGGACUGCGUGCUCGUGCUGACCUUUGAGGUCAUCAUUGACUGGGUCAAGCAUGCCUUCAUUACUAGGUUUAACGAGAUCCCAUUCGGCGUGUACCGCGAAUACACGGUCAGUUUGGCGUACGACGUGGCGCAGACUCGACAGAAAUACGCCUUCAGCGACCACUCGGACCUGGUGGCGCGGAGGAUGGGCUUCAUCCCGCUGCCGCUGGGAGUCGUCAUCACUAGAGUGCUGGUUCACGCUGUUAAAGUCGACGGAUUUGCAGCGGUGUUCUUGAUAAUAAUAGCGUAUUUGUCCCUGAUAUCGAUCAGGGUGCUUGUGUCCAUCGUCAUUUUGGGGAAAGCGUGUGAUCUGAUCUCGCAGCACCAGACUGAUAAAAACGACAGCCAUCAUACCACGCCUAAAAAGGAACCAAAAGACUUAGUUCCGAAAGAAACUCCCUGCACGUAUAAUAAUUUUAAGACACCCGAGAAAGAAGUGCCGCCCGCGAAGAAAACCGUUCAGCUGAAGUUCGAGGAACCUGAGGAAGUUAUUAAGACGGAAGCACUAGUGGACGUGUCAGUGGGCGCAGCGGCCAUCUUCUCAAACAGCGCCAUCGACAUCAACGGCGUGUGCUACCUCAACGACAAGAUGAGCCCGCAGCCCAAGCAGGAACCCGGGGACUUGCUCGACGCCGACUUGGGCGACAUGAGCCGCUCGGCGCCGGACGUGGCGGCGGCGCCGGCCGCGCACGCGCGCGCGCCCGACGCCGAGCGCGCGCCGCGCCGCUCCGAGUCCGAGCCCAACCUCGCCACCGUCGACGACGACGAGCCCGCGUAGCGGUAUUAUAUAUCAGCUUCAU